Molecule: messenger RNA, 696 nt
Organism: Funneliformis geosporum
Lineage: Eukaryota; Fungi; Glomeromycota; Glomeromycetes; Glomerales; Glomeraceae
Source: the annotation of a GenBank genome assembly
AUGCCAAAUAAUAAACGACAUACGUUCAAACAAAUCAAAAACAAAAACUCUAUAAUUCACCCUUCUAGUCGUAAAGCUGCUCAACUUCAACGAAUUACUUUACGCAAAGACCGUCUAGAAAGAGAUAAAGCUCGAAGGAUAUCUGAAGCUCAGCCAAUUGUCGAACGGUUAUUAUGGUUUAGAUAUGCACUUGAUGAUGCAUUUCCGUGUGCAACAAAAGCUGAAGUUUAUGAUUUAAUAGAAUUGUACAUAGCUCGCAAUGAUGAUGAUAUAUCAAAAUUUGAUUCACCAAAAUCUGUACAUAAAACUAAAUCAUCAAAAAAAUUUCUUUUGGAUGCUUUGAAAUUGAAAGAGAAAAGAGAGUAUAUGGAAGGGUUUGAAAUUCCGAAUUUAUUGGAUCCAAAAAAUAUCAAGAUCUUAAGACAAUGGGAUGGUGAUAUUAAUUCGAUGUCAAGAAUUAAGACAAUAAGAAUUGAAGAUCCAAACAAUAUAAAUACUUUAAAAACAACAGCUCAAAUUCUUGCCAAGAAAGAAAAACAAAACAGGAAAUCUAACCAAAAUUCAUCAAAACAUAUUAUUAAUAAUUCAACAAUGGAAAAUGAUCAAACUAGUAUGAGUGCACAACCGACUAUUGACGAACUUGUUAACUCGAUUCUUCUUGAAGAGAUUCAAGUAAAAAUUAAAAUAUGUGAUUAA